AUGAGCCGCCGGGACAAGCUGGCGUGUGUACAUGAGCCUUUUGGCGAUGCGUUCUACUAUGGCCCUGAACGUACUGGUGAGCGUUUUGAGAACGACGCUGAGGGCAGAGAGAAGUCUGGCUUCGCCGAGACGACGUAUGCCGAUGUUCUGAGGCAAAUUGAGGAGGCCGGCAAAGAUAAGCGCGCCUUCAUCAAGGACAUGGCCUAUUACAUUAUCCCACCCAACCAGCAAACAGCCUCCAUCGUCCCGUCCGCUGGCAACACGGCCGAGCCCAGCAACCCCACCGUCCUGCCCUUGAGCAUCCUCCGCAAGUUCCAGUGGACGUUCCUCAUCCGCCACCCGCGCCGCUCCAUCCCCUCGUACUACCGCUGCACCCAGCCGCCCCUGGACGCCGUGACGGGCUGGACAAACUUCAACCCGUCCGAGGCCGGCUAUGAGGAGCUUCGCCGCCUCUUUGACUACCUCAUCCGUGAGCGCAUCGUCGACGAAAAGGACCUGUUGGUCGUCGACGCCGAUGACAUGCUUGACGACCCCGAGGCCGUCAUCCGCGCCUACUGCGCCCACGUCGGCCUCGACUUCACCGACAACAUGCUCAACUGGACAGACGAGGACACCAAAGUCGCCCAGGAGAAGUUUGCAAAGUGGAACGGCUGGCACGAUGAUGCCAUUGGCAGCACGUCGCUCAAGCCGCGCGACAAGAAGCAUGUUAUCACCCGUGAGUCCGAAGAGGCCGAAUGGCUCAAGAAGUACGGCGAAAAGGGUCUCAAGGAGAUCCGUGAGUGCGUCGACGCCAACGUCAAGGACUACGAGUACCUCAAGAAGUUUGCCAUUCAGAUCUAA
Molecule: messenger RNA, 840 nt
Organism: Colletotrichum fioriniae
Lineage: Eukaryota; Fungi; Ascomycota; Sordariomycetes; Glomerellales; Glomerellaceae
Source: RefSeq, a predicted model, not a curated record